Messenger RNA from Prunus armeniaca (apricot), 339 nucleotides. The record is from the annotation of a GenBank genome assembly. Lineage: Eukaryota; Viridiplantae; Streptophyta; Magnoliopsida; Rosales; Rosaceae.
AUGCCGCUGCCUUCUACCUUGCUAUUGUCGUCACCGCUUACCUUGCUAUUGCCUUAUCUACUACCGUGCUCACAAGGUUUCUGUGUUCUGCCUAUUUACUGCCGGGCUCACAAGGCUUCUAUGUUCUGCCUUAUCUGUUGCUGUGCUCACAUGGUUUAUGUGUUCUGCCUUAUCUGUUGCCGUGCUCAUAGGGUUUCUGUGUUCUGCCUUAUUUGCUGCCGUGCUCACAGGGCUUCUGUGUUCUGCCUUAUCUGUUGCCGUGCUCACAAGGGUUUGCUCUUCUGUUUCUCCUGCAAACUUUGCUUUAGUUUGUCACUUGUUUCACUCGUGGUUGACUAA